Molecule: messenger RNA, 3277 nt
Organism: Rhinopithecus roxellana (golden snub-nosed monkey)
Lineage: Eukaryota; Metazoa; Chordata; Mammalia; Primates; Cercopithecidae
Gene: DNAJB12
Product: DnaJ heat shock protein family (Hsp40) member B12
Exons: 9
Coding region: 235-1464 (409 amino acids)
Biological process (GO): cellular response to misfolded protein
Cellular component (GO): endoplasmic reticulum membrane
Molecular function (GO): Hsp70 protein binding
Source: RefSeq, a predicted model, not a curated record
AACAGGCACUCCGAAGGCCCCAGUCUCAGCCUGACGGCUACCACGUGACCUUCCUGAAUUUGGGUUUCCUCCUCGUGAAGAUUAGAGGGUUUGGUGCAUCCUCAACUCUAAGACCUCCGGAACAUGGAAUCUGGGCCAUUAUUGACACCUAAGCCAGUCGUCCCUUUCUUAGAAGACAUACGGUAGCGCUUCCACCCUCGCUCAAGUCUCGGGAAAGGAGGGGGCGGAGGGUGAAUGUCAUCACUCCGCGCCCGCCUGUCCGCGACGCGCCGGCGGGUGGCGCAGCCCUUCGCUCGCCCGGCCUCCCCCUCCCUGGUUCCGCGCUCUGGUUCCGCCAUGGAAUCCAACAAGGAUGAAGCUGAGCGCUGUAUCAGCAUCGCCCUCAAGGCCAUCCAGAGCAACCAGCCCGACCGGGCGCUCCGCUUCCUGGAGAAGGCACAGCGGCUAUACCCGACGCCGCGAGUUCGCGCCCUGAUCGAGUCCCUCAACCAGAAACCACAGACUGCCGGUGACCAGCCCCCACCCACAGACACAACCCAUGCCACCCACAGGAAAGCAGGUGGGACCGGUGCCCCCUCGGCCAACGGUGAAGCUGGAGGAGAGAGCACCAAAGGCUACACUGCAGAACAGGUUGCAGCUGUGAAAAGGGUCAAGCAAUGUAAAGAUUACUAUGAGAUCCUGGGGGUGAGCAGAGGGGCCUCGGAUGAGGACCUGAAGAAGGCCUACCGUAAACUGGCCCUCAAAUUCCACCCAGACAAGAACCACGCGCCUGGUGCCACUGAAGCUUUCAAAGCCAUUGGCACAGCAUAUGCGGUACUCAGCAACCCGGAGAAGAGGAAGCAGUAUGACCAGUUCGGCGAUGACAAGAGCCAGGCGGCCCGGCACGGCCAUGGGCACGGGGAUUUCCACCGCGGCUUUGAGGCCGACAUCUCCCCUGAAGACCUCUUCAACAUGUUCUUUGGCGGCGGCUUCCCUUCUAGUAAUGUCCACGUCUACAGCAACGGCCGCAUGCGCUAUACCUACCAGCAAAGGCAGGACCGCAGGGACAACCAGGGUGACGGCGGGCUAGGGGUGUUUGUGCAGCUAAUGCCUAUCCUCAUCCUGAUCCUCGUGUCAGCUCUCAGCCAGCUCAUGGUCUCCAGUCCACCCUACAGUCUGAGCCCAAGACCGUCCGUGGGCCACAUCCACAGGCGAGUCACUGACCACCUGGGUGUCGUCUACUAUGUGGGAGACACUUUCUCCGAGGAGUACACAGGCUCCGGCCUCAAAACAGUGGAGCGGAACGUGGAGGAUGAUUAUAUCGCCAACCUCCGGAACAACUGCUGGAAGGAGAAGCAGCAGAAGGAAGGUUUGCUGUACCGGGCCCGCUACUUUGGCGACACAGAUAUGUACCACAAAGCACAGAAGAUGAGCACCCCCAGCUGCAGCCGACUGUCAGAGGUGCAGGCCUCCCUGCAUGGAUAGUCCUGGGCCAGCCACGCCACCGAGGUCCAAACUAUGAAAUCCCUGGAGAAUUUUUGGUGACAUGCACUGAGCCAAGGUGAUGGACUGUAUGUUUGAGGAAAGACAUACAAAGAAACAAAAUUAAAAUGGAAUUGGAGGCCGAACGCUGCACAGCUGCCCUCUCUCUCACCCAGUAAAUGCAGAAAGCUCUUAGGACAGACAGAAAACCUGCCAUGGGGCUGCUUCCCUCCCUCCCAGGGCUGGCGGAGGCUCCGCAUCGGCUCUCUCCUAGGAUACAGAAACCAUGGCAACGAAAGUAGAAUGUAAAACUCCCAGCAGAUAUCAGUGGGAAGGGCUGGGGGAGGGGGCAUCCAGCUGCCUUUCCUCCCUCACAGGAGCCACCACCAGCCACCUCUCAGGAGAAGCCAAAGGCGCUGGCCAAGGAUAGAGAGGAGGAAGAAAGAACUCUCCAUAGAAUGUAAUUUAUAGAUGCGCGUAUAUGUAUAUAUAUCUAUUUAUAUGUAAAUAGGCAUAUAUGAAGAUAUAUAUAUAUAGUCUACUUUUUAAACUCUGCAGGGAUUUGGUUAAGUUGUUGAGCUGAUUUCUUCCAUGUUUUAGAAAAUGAGGCCUGUUUGGGGAAGGCACCCUGGUGAUGUUUUUGCUAGACAUUAGCUAUAGCUGACAGCGUAAGGAGAGUCACGUCAGAGCUUUUCACGGCCCCCUGAAACCCCAACCUGGUUUUGAUGGCAGCAGUAAUCAUGAUAGCGUGAACCCGUGAAGGCCUCAGGAUAAUGGUUAACCUGAAGAGGAGCAGACCGUGGAGGCAGGUACCAGGUCAGUAUUGAGUCACAGUAGAGGCACCACAAGGACCUGCUUGGGUGAGACCACCCCUUCCCUCUGAGCAGCGCCAGUGGGCUCUUUGUCCUGGUGCCCAGGAGCCCUCCAGCUCCCUGCCCACAGAAGGGAAGGCCUGCAGAGGGGGCCAGGAUCUGCCUAACCACUUCCCCAUCCCUAAGCCCCUCAGUGGGCUUUGCCUUAUAGGUGCCACAGGGCACAGCUCCAUCAUUGCCACUGGUUUUUCCUAAGUCCUGCACCAAGCAUUUCAGAAGGUUCUUCCUCCGAGUCAGGCAGUGGUGCUGGGACCCCAGGGCAGCCUCCCCAACUCCUGAAGAAAAGUCAGUGCCCAUGGGUGCCUCUCUUCACCUGCUGUGGAUGUGACCACCAGGCCUCCUCUUGUACCUUGGACAAGGGAUGCACCUGAACCAGAAUAGUUUCCUUACCCUCACCUUCGAAUGAGGAUUUUGCUCAAAACAGCACUUGCUGCUGGGGGGAGGAGGGAGAUUUUCUUUAUUCCCACAGUUUCUACUGGGCCUUCUGGAAUGACCGUGUUUUCCUGUGGCGGUGAGUGUGUCGUUGAGCCCGCCGUCUCCCAAAGCCUUACUUCCCCAAGCUGCCAGCCAGGAGGUGAUAACCACCCUCCCAGAGUUUCUCUCGGCUCUUUUUUUAAAAGUCCCCCAACAAAUAGGAUUCUUGCUGGGAAAGGAAGUUUGGUAAGGAAAUGUCAAAUCUGGUUUUUAAACAAGGUCCCACCCUACAAUGAAGCGGCCACCUCAGCCCAGAGAGAUUAUAAGAACUGAUGUGGCCAGAGUGACCCCCCCCACAGUGGCCCCGGUGCUCUGCCCCCACACCCCGACCAUCUGGUCUUGGUAGAUGUCCGUAGACGGGCUGAGCCAUGUGCAAUAAGAACAUAGAUCCUAAAGGAUCCCCCGGAAGCUGUAUUCCUUCAAUUAGAAUUCUCAAAUUGUACAUGUGUAAAUAUAUGUUUAUUAUGUGA